ACACACAAAGAAGGAGUUCUCCCUCCUCAGGAAACCCUGCAAGCUCGGAUCGCUACUACAAGACUAUUUGUCUCAGUGGAUUAUCCUCACUGUCAGGUAAGAACUAUAUUUUUUUUUUCCUCCCUCAACAACAACAACAAGAAAAGAUGCAGGGGAGGUGAAGUAAAAUGCUACUAAAUCUGGAUAGUUUUGAAGAGGUUGGAGUAGCUCUUGGCAUCAGCUACAGUUUACAACAUAAGAUCCAGAACUAGCUGGUUCUGCGUGUGAAGUGGGAAGAUGAGCUAUCAGGGGAUAAACUUCCCGGCAGCAAAACACUUGCUGGAGUUUGGAGAUGAUGCAUGCGAUAGCCAGCUCCCUCUAAUCUCAUGGGUUUGCUAAAUCCUAGUGCAAGCCGCUGGGGGUACUCUGGAAAUACUGUUUGCAGCUGCCUCUGCAAAGAAAACUCGACAAACGUAAACUUUGGAGGCUUUGUUAUUUACUCAUUGAUAAGGUGCUGAGCAAAUAUUAGCUUUUGGUUCAUACCGCCCACAAAGUCCCCGGUAGCCUGGGGGCUCUGAGCGAAGGAGCUCCCUGAAAUUGCCAGAAAUAAAGGACAGACUUUACUUGACUUUUAUUAGCAACCAUGCUUACAGUUCCUCCCUUUUCCCUUCACCAGGAGCCCAGCCGGAAUGAAACUAGUUCACGUAGCCCUGCUCUAUCUCGGCUCUGUGACCUUCUUCGGGGUGGAUGCUGCGAGGGUGGAUGCUGCGAGGGUGGAUGUAGCGACAGAGUUCAAAAGAAAAUGGACGAAAUGGGCACUGAGCCGAGCCAAGCGGGACGUGAAGCCUUCGGGCGCGCUCCGAGGACUUGGGGUAGCCGCUGGCGUGCAGCCGCUCAUACGGACCCAGGACGUGAAGGAGGAUCCCCGAGUCUCGCAUCCCAGCAGCCGGGAGGAUGCUCACAUCCGCGUCAAGCGCUACCGUCAGAGCUUCAACAGCUUCCCCCACUUCCAAGGCAUCCGCACGGGCUGCCGGUUCGGGACGUGCACGGUGCAGACGCUGGCCCACCAGAUCUACCAGCUGACCGACAAGGAUAAGGACGACACUGCCCCCCCAAGCAAGAUCAGCCCCCAGGGCUACGGCCGCAGACGGCGCUCCUUGUCCGACCGCCGCAGUCCGCUGAGAGCCCCCCGGGCUGGGCGGCGCCCCCGGAGGCGGCGGGCGCAGGCCCUCGACCGCGUCCUCGGAGUGUGAAAGCCGCGCUACACGGCCGAGGCCGUCUCAGAUGGAUGAACUGAGGCACGGAGGUUUUGGAGGUCCGCAGCCGCUUGGACCCGCCGCUAGGAUUCGUGGAGCGCGCCCUUCUUGGCCCAGGGGUGGCGGAGUGGUGGGACGCGCUGCCGGUGCCGCGGAUGCCGUCCGCGCCCGGCGCGGGGGAGCUGUGAAGGCUGUGUCCCGCUGGGG
Messenger RNA from Dryobates pubescens (Downy woodpecker), 1442 nucleotides. It is a transcript of the gene ADM, whose product is annotated as adrenomedullin. The transcript has 3 exons. The record is from RefSeq and is a predicted model, not a curated record. NCBI's taxonomy places the organism in Eukaryota, Metazoa, Chordata, Aves, Piciformes, Picidae. Bases 669 to 1232 code for a protein of 187 amino acids. Gene Ontology annotation, cellular component: extracellular region. Gene Ontology annotation, biological process: adrenomedullin receptor signaling pathway; positive regulation of heart rate; regulation of systemic arterial blood pressure. Gene Ontology annotation, molecular function: hormone activity; adrenomedullin receptor binding.